AUGCUGGGGCCCUGGCUGCUGCCCCUGCUGCUCUCCUGCGGGGGAGCCCUGCUCGGCGCCGGUCUGGGUGACAGACCCUUGGUGACCCCAGGCCUCCGGAGGCUGAAGGACUCUUGGCAGACAGCUGCAGACGGGGGCCGGUGCUCCACCUGGGGGGCCGGCCACUUCUCCACCUUCGACGGCCACGUGUACGACUUCUUGGGGACCUGCAACUAUGUCUUCGCGGCCGUCUGUGAGGACGCCUCAGCCGCCUUCAGUGUCCAGCUGCGGCGAGAGCCCAGCGGGAACAUCUCCCGGAUCAUCGUGGAGCUGGGGGUCUCCGUGGUCACCGUGCAGAAGGCAGUCAUCUCCGUCAAGGACGUGGGGGUUGUCAGCCUGCCCUACACCAGCAACGGCCUCCAGAUCAUACCCUUCGGCCAGAGUGUGCAGCUGGUGGCCAAGCAGCUGGAGCUGGAGCUGGUGGUCAUGUGGGGACCGGGCGCCCACCUCAUGGUCCUGGUGGAGAAGAGGUACAUGGGCAGGAUGUGUGGGCUGUGUGGGAACUUCGACGGCGAAGAGACCGAUGAGUUUCUGAGCGAGGACGGCAAACUCCUGGAGCCCCACAAGUACGCCACUCUCCAGAAGCUGGAUGACCCCAACGAGAUCUGUGCCCAUGAGGCCGUCCCCCGCCCCCAGGUCCUGCAGGCAGAGCACGCCCAGACCUGCAUCCAGCUGCUGACCCUGGUGUCCCCCGAGUGCAACGUGUCCCAGGAGCCAUUCCUGCUGAGCUGCCAGGAGGACAUGGCCGUGUGCGCCCAGCCGGGCCAGCAGGACUGCGCCUGCGCCACGCUGUCUGAGUACUCGCGGCAGUGCAGCAUGGCCGGCCAGCCCGUCAACAGCUGGCGUGGCCCUGACCUCUGCUCCGUGGGCCAGUGCCCGGCCACCCAGGUGUACCAGGAGUGCGGCGAGACCUGCAUUCGGACCUGCUCCAACCCCCAGCACAGCUGCUCCAGCUUCUGUACCUUUGGCUGCUUCUGCCCAGAAGGUACGGUUCUGGAUGACAUCUCUGCAAACCACACCUGCCUGCCCGUCUCCCAGUGCCCCUGCGUGCUCAGUGGGGUGGUCUACGCCCCCGGGGAGGUUACAACAGCCGCCUGCCAGACCUGCCGGUGCUCCGGGGGCCACUGGGAGUGUGCGGAGCAGUCCUGUCCCAGGCGCUGCGCCCUGGAGGGAGGCUCCUUUGUCACCACGUUCGAUGCCAGGCCCUACCGCUUCCACGGCACCUGCACCUACAUCCUCCUCCAGAGCCCCCAGCUGCCCGACGGGGGCUCACUCAUGGCCGUGUAUGACAAGUCUGGGUACUCGCACUCGGAGACCUCCCUGGUCGCCGUCAUCUACCUGUCCAACCAGGACAAGAUCGUCAUUUCUCAGGACGAGGUGGUCACCAACCACGGGGACACCAAGUGGCUGCCGUACAAGACUCGCAACAUCACGGUCUUCAGGCAGUCCUCCACCCACGUCCAGAUGGUCACCACCUUCGGGCUGGAACUGGUGAUCCAGCUCUGGCCCGUGUUCCAGGUGUAUGUCACUGUUGGGCCCCAAUUCAGAGGCCAGACCAGAGGGCUCUGUGGAAACUUCAACGGGGACACGACGGACGACUUCACGACCAGCAUGGGCAUCGCUGAGGGCACUGCCUCGGUCUUCGUGGACUCCUGGCGAGCAGGGAACUGCCCGGCCGCGCUUGAGCGUGAGACUGACCCCUGCUCCAUGAGCCAACUCAACAAGGUGUGUGCAGAGACCCACUGUGCAGUGCUGGUGAAGGAGGGCUCAGUGUUUGAGAAGUGCCAUGCCACUGUGGACCCCAAGCCCUUCCACAAGAGGUGCGUGUACCAGGCCUGCAACUACGAGGAGACCUUCCCACACAUCUGCGCCGCCCUGGGCGACUACGCCCUCGCCUGCGCCUCACGGGGCGUCCUGCUCCAGGGCUGGAGGAGCAGCGUGGACAACUGCACCACCCCCUGCACGGGCAAUCAGACUUUCAGCUACGACAGCCGGGCAUGUGACCGCACGUGCCUCUCACUGUCCGACCGCGAGGUCGAGUGCCACCCUAGCGCCGUGCCGGUGGACGGCUGCAACUGCCCCGAGGGCACCUACCUGAACCACAAGACUGAGUGUGUGCGCAAGUCCCAGUGCCCCUGCCUCCUGGACAACUCCAAGUUCAUCCUGGCCGACCAGUCCACCAUGGUCAAUGGCGUCAUCUGCCACUGCUCCAACGGGCGCCUGAGCUGCCGGGCCCAGCCUCAGAUGCUCUUGGCAACCUGCUCGGCCCCCAAGACAUUCCAGUCCUGCAGCCAGUCCUCCGAGGACAAAUUUGGGGCUGCCUGCGCCCCCACCUGUCAGAUGUUGGCCACUGGCACCCCCUGUGUGCCCACCAAGUGUGAGGCCGGCUGUGUCUGUGCCAAGGGGCUCUACGAGAACGCCAGCGGGCAGUGUGUGCCCCCCGAGGAUUGCCCGUGCGAGUUUGCAGGCGCCUCCUACCCCCGCGGCGCAGAGCUCCAUACCGGCUGUAGGAGCUGCACCUGCUCUGGGGGGACAUGGGCGUGCCAGCAGAGCAGCCACUGCCCGUCCACCUGCACCCUCUACGGGGAGGGCCACGUAGUCACUUUCGAUGGGCAGCGUUUCGUGUUCGAUGGCAACUGCGAGUACAUCCUGGCCACAGAUGGCUGUAGUGCCAACGACUCACAGCCCACCUUCAAGAUCCUGACAGAGAACGUCGUGUGUGGGAAGUCAGGCGUCACCUGCUCGCGGGCUGUCACGGUCCUCCUGGGGGGCCUGUCCAUCGUGCUGGCAGACAGGAACUACACGGUCAGCGGGGAGGACCCCGGCGUGCGCUUCCAGGUGAAGGCCGGCUCCUUGUACCUGGUGCUGGAUGCCACCGUCGGCACCGCCUACAACCUGACCCUCAUCCGGAACAAGCACAUGACCCUCUUCAUCAAGAUCGCACGUGCCUCCCAGGACGCCUUAUGUGGCCUGUGCGGCAACUACAACGGGAACAUGAAGGACGACUUCGAGACCCGAAGCAAGUAUGUGGCAUCCAGCGAGCUAGAGUUCGUGAACUCCUGGAAGGAGAGCCCGCUGUGCGGGGACGCCACGCGGGCGGUGGACCCCUGCAGCCUCAACACCUUCCGCCGCUCCUGGGCCGAGCGCAAGUGCGCCAUCAUCAAUAGCCAGACCUUCGCCGCCUGCCACAGCCAGGUGUACCGCCUGCCCUACUAUGAGGCCUGCGUGCGUGACACGUGUGGGUGUGACACCGGCGGAGACUGCGAGUGCCUGUGCGACGCCGUGGCCGCCUACGCCAAGGCCUGCGUGGACAAGGGCGUGUGCGUGGACUGGAGGUCCCCAGACUUCUGCCCUGUCUACUGCGACUUCUACAACACCCACGUGCAGGUGGGCGGCGAGUACCAGUACGUCCAUGAGGCUAACUGUACAUGGCACUACCAGCCGUGCCUCUGCCCCACGUGGCCGCAGGGCUUCCCAGGCACCAACAUCGAAGGCUGCUACAACUGCUCUCAGGACGAGUACUUUGACCAAGAUGAAGGAACAUGUGUGCCGUGCAUGCCGCCGCCUACCACGCCGCUGCCCACAACAGCACAACUACCCGACUCAGGCCUUCCUACCACGGCCACCAGGCCCACCACGACCAUGCCCAGCACCACCGGUCUCAACUCCACUAGACCCUCGUCAAGCUCCCCAGACACACCUGAGGCUCCCAUCCAGACCUCCCGCCUCCCAUCCACGCCAAUGGCCACAGCCAGAGCCACAGCCCUCUCCUCCGUACCGCCCAGAACCACCUCUGCUAUCACCACACGGGCCACAUCGGCGCCAGCACCGACGGCAACCGCAAGGACAACAGCCACAGGACCCACAGUGACCCAGGCCACAACGCAGCCCACAGCCUCCUCCAUCACUGCAGCCACACAGUCCACAGCACGGUCCACAGUGCGCACAACAGCACUGCCAACCCCAGCGAUGUCAAGGACCUCCACAGGGCCGCCCUCGAGUAAGCACGUGCCCACUCUGGGUCCCUCGUCCUCAACCCACGGAUGGACCAGCGAAACGGCCAACACCGGGGACACACGGCACACGGAACGCCCGCAACCAGAAGACAGCACGACAGGCGAAACAACACCGCACACCAACCUGAUAACCACAUCGACAACACCCAGAGCCGAGACAUCCACGGGCCCCAACAAGCAACCCCCAUCGCAGGCGCCGACACGCACGCCCACACCCACGCCCACACACGAUGACAUGCCCACUACACCACACACGUCCCUCACCACACACUUGACCCCCACGGUCCCUAUGCCCACCACCUCCCACACUUCACCUCCACCCACGGAAACAUCCUUCCAGACCACCACCAUCUUCCCGACUCCGUCAAUGCCACUGACCCUUCCCAUCCAUCUGUCAACGUCUGCCACCUCCCCGGGGACCCCAACCUCUCACCAAGCUCCCAGAACCACAUACACACACUCUUCGUCCACCACCACACCGCCCACAGGCACCACACUGACAUCUACCCCCCUGAAGACCACGGGAACGGCACCAAUACCCACAGCCCCGCCACUCACCACCAUCACGAAUGGGACCACCCACGGCCCCAGCUCACUCAGCACAGCCAAAACCUCCACUUCCCCUGUAUCACACUCGCCUUCCACUCUCCAUCCUCCAAACAUGUCCACACCACACACCACCAGCUCCCCCUCCACCACCAGCAGAGGCACUGGGACCCCCGUUACAGUUAUCGUCACCACCACGGCCUCACCCACACCCACCAGCUCCCACACCUCGCUCACAACACACUCCCCCCGUACGAUCCCUGUGCCCACCACCUCCCACACUACACCUCCACCCACGGAAACAUCCUUCCGGACCACCACCAUCUUCCCGACUCCAUCACUGCCACAGACCCUUCCCAUCCAUCUGUCAACAUCAGCAACCUCCCUGGGGACUCCAACCUCUCACCAAGCUCCCAGAACCACAUACACCCACUCUUCGUCCUCCACCACACCGCCCACAGGCACCACACUGACAUCUACUACCGGCAAGACCUCGGGAACGGCACCCACACCUACGGCCCCACCACUCACCACCAUCACGACUGGGACCACCCACGCAGAGGCACUGGGACCCCCAUGA
Molecule: messenger RNA, 5181 nt
Organism: Camelus dromedarius (Arabian camel)
Lineage: Eukaryota; Metazoa; Chordata; Mammalia; Artiodactyla; Camelidae
Gene: MUC6
Product: mucin 6, oligomeric mucus/gel-forming
Exons: 32
Coding region: 1-5181 (1726 amino acids)
Cellular component (GO): extracellular matrix
Molecular function (GO): protein binding
Source: RefSeq, a predicted model, not a curated record